UUGCCCCCCACACCGCCGCGACACAAGUCCGUCACCUUCUGCUCGCACUGUAAGUACCAUGAAGACAAGAACUCACCGUACAACUCCUCCGACGUGGACAUCAGAUACUAUUCCGACCCGGGCCGCGACGUUCCCAAAUCAAAACCGAAAAUCAAAAAGAAAAAGGAGCAAACCAAAAGCGACUCUACCGAUAGCGACUUAAAGUACUAUUCCGAACCGGACGCGAAAAACUACUUCGAAAUCGACUACGAGUUCCUCAAAGAGUUGAGACGAAUUGCGCGCAACAAUUGCCCGAAGUGUAAACGCAAGCGGUCAAGAAAAAGCGCCGAUUCCAAACAGUCGCAGGCUAAGUACUCGAAGAGUAAAACGAAGCCGAGAAGCGUGCGGGUCAAAGAGACCUACGUGUACUGUAAUGGACGGUACCACAGUGACAAAGAACACUGUCAGCUUUGCUGUCGGGUGUGCAACAAAUCGACUGAAACCCUCGAUUCGAUAGAGGACGAUCAGUACUCGCUUGUCUCGAGAAGCUACAGCCAGCCAUCGAGCAAAACCGGCAGUUCUCGUACGAAAAGUGGCCAGAGGAACACGUCGCGGGAGCGGAAGAAUUCCGUUCAAUCGAUAAAAUCGGUCUCGUUUCUCGAAUCGAGCAACGACGAGUCUAAAGACGAGACCAACUACACAGCGAAGAGUUUCACCAAUGAUCUGAAGAAGUUUUUGCUAAAACCGUCAACGCCGCGGCUCAGUUUGCGCGACAAAUUCAUUAUCAGUUUCAAGCAAGAGUUCGAAGCUACCAAGAAAUCGCCAAAACUCAAAGCCAUAAAAGGCUUGUGGAAGUCGUAUUGAGGUCGCACACGAGGAUGCUAAAACGUAAUUAUAAGAUGUGACGUUCUAUUUAUUAAUUCUAUAUUUAAUUUGGUGCUUUAUUUGAACUUUCAUUGUUUUAUAAAUCAACGCAAGUGUUCAGAAAUGGUCUAAAAGUGUAAAUUACCAAGGUUUCGGUGCUAAGACUUGUAAGCUGAAAGUUUACAAACUAUAUCCUUGUACAUUAUCGCACGGUUACGUGUCUUUUGAUGUAUCUAUACGUAUUGGAAUGACAAUGAAAUUAAGGUGGUGCAAUAAUGCAGAGUGGCCUGUGAAACGGUUCAUUUUGGGAGGCGAAUAGAUUUUCCAUUUGCAAAUAAACCUUUAUCAUAUGACAUAUGACAAAUUUACUAUUAUAUUAAUAUAGGUCUCCUAGCAAAAAUUUUUUAAUCUACUAUAGAAUGUUUAGAAUGCAAAGGCAUCUCCAAUCGUAGUCGAUAUUGACUCAAUCAAACUUUUAGUCGAAAUCCGCCAUCUUUAUUCGGUAGUAGUCCAUCAGAAUUUUAAUAUAUCAAAAGUUUUAAUAUAUUUAGUACUAAGUAUUUCUUACAGUAGUAUGGUACAAUAUAGGGAGAAGACUGUCAGAUAUAUAGCUAUGUUAUUGUAGAUUUGUUUUUAAUAGAUCGAAACGUAUUUAUUUAUAGUUCAAAUAGUAUGCAAAUAGUAUAUAGGGUGUUAAUAAAAGGGCAUUGCAGUCCGAAACCUUGCAACGUCUGUUAUACUACAGUAUGGUACAACAAUAUAGUUAUUCCUUGCCCCUCUCUCGAGUUGACCUCACCCCCGCCUCUGUAACUUAAAUUCCGCCGUUCGAAAUUAUAUCGUUUCAGAUUCUCACAUUUACUAUUGGAAUGUAGAAUGUAAGCAAGCUUGGUGGCAGAAAGCGGUGGGUCAGAGGUACCUACAAUUAGGUACAUAUCACAAUACAACCGUCCAAUCUGACUACCCCUUGUUGGAUUACAGUCGUGAAUAUAUAUUUAUUUCGUCGUUCUAAUAUAUCAGUAGUCUAUGACAGCGCCAUCGCGAACCCUCAUUUUAUCACUAUAUUUUUUUUAUGGGUGAAAAUGGAAUGGUAACCCCGCCUGCGCUAACGGGAUACGCUGGCGGAGCACCAGUGAAGGGUGAUUGAUGAGAAUGAAAACAGGCCAGUUAGCCCAUCAUGAUGAAUUCAUCAGGAAUUAACCACGAUAGUUUCCAGGGGGCACCGCGAGGAGGUGGACCUGGUUGGGUAUAUUGCCAGCAAUGGGAUUCUCAGUCUCCAUUACUAACAAUCCCUUUCCCCCCGUGUAUCACUAUGUUAGGGAACAUUAGUAAAUGUAUAAAUGUAUCUACAACUAACUAGAUAUAUUGUUGUGUUUAUUACAUUAGUAUUGUAGACAAAUAUAUCAAGUUUUAUAUAGUCACUUUACAAUCGCACUCUAAUAUUAGCAAUGUACUGCUAAAAAUAUACUGGAAUUAUACUUUCGAUUACCUCGUACAAGUUUGUUUGCAAGGAGAAUUCUAUAUUAUUACAUACAUUUAUUUAUUUAAUAAUGAAAUAAAACUGUUCAUUUGAAGUUUUGAUUUAUUAAAUUUUUAUUUAAUUUAAAUUUAAACAAUUUUAAUUCAAAUCGAUUACGAGCUCUUUUGCAUCGUCAUUUUUUUUUAAUCGACUGCAGGGUUCAGGAAGUUGUAUUUAACCCUUCGAGUGUCGACGAGCGCCAUCGUGCUCGUGCGCAUUGCAACUAAAGGUGCCACGAGCGUCAUAGCGCUCGUGAAGUCAGUCGCUGUUUAGCUUGCUGUAAAAAAAAAUAUUAAAAUUGGAUAAUUUUUGGAGGAGAUACAGUUUUUUUUUAGAGACAAUGGUAAAUGAUAUUAACACGACAAAGAUUUCUUUGGAAUUUUUAAGUAGAUAUGAGUAAAAAUCAAUGGCACUUAAAGGGUUAAAGAAAAGGUCGCGGAGAAAAGCUAGUGAGUGAGUCAAACCGCCUGCCAAACGUGGCAACUGCUGGCAAAACCCGCCAUGUUGAUGUUUGAUAGUUAAUUGAUAGAAAAAGUUGAUAUUAUGAGAUGGGUCAUGAAGAGUCAAGGAACCUAUAAGCGGAGACAACCAAUUUUUCCAGUGUACCAGUCAGUUUUCCAGUCCUAUUUAUAUUAAACAAGAUGAUUUAAGAUGUUCUCCUUGCAAACGUACUUUUAGAAUAAAACGAGCGGCCAAAUUGUAUGAAUUCUAACGCUGUGCUAUGCAGUGGAGGCGUUAUUCGUUUAUGUAUUUAUAUAUUUGUUUUUUUUUUCGUGACAAAUGACUGAAUAUUGCAAGUCCACUAGUGGGAUUGCAUUGUGGAUAGACUUUUAAAAAGGUAAUAUUUGUUGUUGCUUCAAAACUUCGUCGUUUAUAAACGGAUUUGUGGUUUUUUGUCUGAAAGAUACUUUCAGUUUGGUCCCAUAGGAAUUUCAUUAAAAUCGUUUCUGUAGUUGGUUGGGGAAAAAAAUGUUUUGUCACGAUCGACGUCGGUUUUUGUUUGUUUUUUGACAAAUCUACUUGUUUAUCUAUAUUAACUUACCCUAAGAGUCGCAUGUUCAUUGUAAAUUAAGUUUUAAGCGACUUCCAAAUAAGGCGAUACUUGGUUCGUUUGAUUUUGCAAGCUACGCGAUCACGUCGCCAAUUCUGAGUCGAUUUUCAUGGUUAUUUUGCGAUCAGUAGAGUUUAUUCCCAUCUUAGCCUUAUAAUUAGAGAUGACUGAAUCUGUUAUUUUUUUUUCGGAGUAUAAAAACUUUGCUGCAAAAUAUUUAGUAUUUGUGUGAUAUAGAACGGGACAGCAACGUUUCAGCAGGGUGCGUCAUCGAAAACGUAUCUAUCGAUUGUUUUGUUUAUUUUCUAAGGGAGUCGACUUGAAGAUAUCUGUAUAUAUUAAUAUGAUUCCUGAUAUUAUUGUUAUUAUAAAACAAUUUUUUUUAUAACUGGUAUAUAAAUACUACAGCAUACAAUUUAGAAUUUGCGUGUGCGCAGUGUAAUUCCACUUUAUAUUCCUACCCCCUUAUUCAUAAAAACGUCAAACUAUUCAUAAACCUAUUUUAGCUACUGAAUUGUUUUGUCUCUUUCUUUUUUGCUAAAUUCUCCAUUUGAAUGAAAGCGACAAAACAGCGUAAUAGUUAAAAUAUGUAAAUAUAAAUUUUUGGGAAAUUAUUUUGUUUCAUUCUGUUGCCAUUAUGUAUGCGUGCGACUGGCAACACUCGUGAGAUUGACCAAUACUACCGGAAUUUUCACAACUUUCCAUAUUAGCCGUCAAUCUCCGACUGCCAUUUUGUUCACGCACGUUUUGCCACUUUUUAUGAAUAAGAGAGUUAAAUUAUGAAAUGUACAGGAAUGAAUUGGAAUUGGGUAGGCACAUAACACUAAAGAUCUAUCCUAAUUUUCGUGAAUUUAAAUUUUAAAAACAAAAUAUUCGAGUCCCCGUACUAAUUAAACAGUUAAACGGUGAGGUAACUCAUGAAGGGAGGCUCAAAAUUUUUUGACCUGAUUCGUUGUUUACAAAUAAUUGUUCAGCUUUGCUAGUAAAACGCUCCCUUCAAAAGAUGCUAGCUUCGAUUCGGCCCAGUAUAUACCAGUCCGUCUUUAGUGUACGAGCUUUUAAGACGUCCAUAUUCGAUUCUGAGGGCCUACCAUGCAAUGUUUUCCGAAAUUUCGGAGUCAAACGAAACAUAAAUUUGAUGUUAAAAUUACAUUAUUAUACAUGCCGUUUGGAAAUGUUAAAAUGUUAAAAUGUCGUUCCUUUGGACUUUUAUGAUUGGAUGUAUGAGGAACGAAAUGUUAAACUCUAUUUAUUGAUUAGAUUUUGGUAUAAACAAAAACACGAAAUUGAGUCCGAAAUUUCGGAAUUUCAUUUCAUGGUAGACCCGCUGGUUGCUCAGUUGCGUCCGUUAAUCGACUGACUGAUUGGGCAUUUUUAUAUACUAUAUGUAAAUUAUAAUAUAUAUAUAUAUUUUCAUGAAUUUUUAUUAUACUGUUUCAAAUUGUAUAAACAAAAAAUGAUAUUAUUUAUAGAAUUAUUAAAUGUAUUUUAUGAUUUAAAAUCAUUUUUCUUAUGAUAUGGCCUAAGUGUUCUAUAGGGGUUAUUACACUAUAAUUAGCGGCUUCUAGGAUCAUAUAUAUGAUAAUGUAAUGUGAUCCACUUUUAAUACCGGUAAAUUUAAUUGCAAGAUAUUGUACCUAUAUUUAGGGACAUAAUCGACUGAGUUUACUUACCGCUUCCACUCGGUAUUUAUUAUUUACUAGCGGCCCGUUCCACGGCGUCGCACGGGUGGACAUUUUUACAUUUCAAAAAGUGGCCAUUAAGGUUGCACACGCGAUGGAAGCUUAAAAAUGGAGUAACUUCUCCCGUUUUCCCAACAUUUCCCUUCACUGCUCUGCUCCUUUUGAUCGUAGUGUGAUGAAAAGUAUACUA
This is a messenger RNA of Galleria mellonella (greater wax moth), 5282 nucleotides long. RefSeq lists its product as uncharacterized. The transcript has a single exon. The record is from RefSeq and is a predicted model, not a curated record. The annotation marks the transcript as partial. Lineage: Eukaryota; Metazoa; Arthropoda; Insecta; Lepidoptera; Pyralidae.